Messenger RNA from Cucurbitaria berberidis CBS 394.84, 849 nucleotides. RefSeq lists its product as uncharacterized. The coding region runs from base 1 to 849 and encodes 282 amino acids. The transcript has a single exon. The record is from RefSeq and is a predicted model, not a curated record. NCBI's taxonomy places the organism in Eukaryota, Fungi, Ascomycota, Dothideomycetes, Pleosporales, Cucurbitariaceae.
AUGCGUCAGCCACUCCUUCUCUCCAGUGUAUUCAUCGCAACCGCCUUCGCGGCAUCAUGUGACCGAACCUUCCUCAAUGACUUCACGGCGCUCUACAUCUCCGCCCAAACCCGCGGCGACGCAUCUCUCCUCACCACCACGCUCCUUCAAAACUUUACCUACACCGAGCAAUUCCAACCAGCCAACAUAUCAGCCCCCACCUCCAUCCUCCAAAAGCCCCUCAACAUUACGACAUACCGCAGAUUUUUCGACACCGACCUCUGCACAGCAUUCACGGAAAUCAUUGUGACGGAUCCGAAGCACCCGUACGUCCUUGGCGUAAGAGUCGAAGGCGACGGGGACGUAGUGAGGAAGAUGGAGACGCUGGUUACCGACGAGGGGGACUGGUUGUUCAAUGCGACGGGGACGGCGUAUUACAACUCCCUUGAGAAAUGGGAGCCUAUCCCCGUCAUCGAACAGCUCAGCCGCACGGCGAUUCAAGCAGCCGGCGACGCGUAUUUUGACCGCUUCGGCAACGUCAAUGUCACCGUACCAUUUGGCACGCCUUGCGCGCGUCUUGAAGGAGGCGCUUACACGGAUGCGAAGUUGACUAAUACAUCGACCUGCCAUCUUGGGUUGCCGUCUACUGUUAAGCUUGUCGAUAGGCGUUAUGUUGUGGAUGUUGAGAUGGGGACUGUUAAUAUUUACGUUGGCUUUCCUGGGCUUGAUAGAGCAAGCAAGCUCCCUGCGCCUGAUAGCCAUACGUUUCGCGUUGAGAAGGGGAAGAUUAGGUAUGUUCAUACUAUUUCGACAUGUGAGGGACACCCGGGGUGCGGCUUGAAUGGGACGUAUGUGCCACUCAAAGGGUGA